UUUUUGCAAGACCUAGUAAGAGCAAUCAUACAAAAAGUGAUGGGUUCGCAUGUCCAGUAUUGUAAGUUACCCCUGUAAGGUAAAUAAAAUCUUUAUAUAUGCAUAUGCAGCCUAUCUGUACACAUUGUAUUUACACAAGCACUUUAUUUUCUGUUCUUUAGUGGCAACUAUGACAAUAGUUAUGAGAGGUAGCCCUGCUGGUGGUGAUACCAGUCAGGAGGCUCAGCAACCAGGGGGUACAACUCCUGUUGCAGCACCAACAGCACCAGCCACAACACCACAACCAGUACCACCUACCCAGCAAUCUGGUCCUUCACCACAGGGUGAAGAGAACGGACAAGGGGAUGUUAACAUGGAACCAGGGGAGGAUGGGGAACCAGACUUCCCAAUCCAGGAACUGACCCGUCUGGAUGAAAUGAUUAAUAGACCCCGUUGGGUUGUGCCUGUGCUACCAGGUGGCGAGCUUGAACUCUUGCUUAAUGCAAGUAUAAAGCUUUGUAGAGAAGGACUUGACACAAGGAGCGAGGCUUGCCAGAGAUUUUUCAGGGAAGGUUUAACAGUUUCCUUCUCUAAGAUCAUGACAGAUGAAGCAGUCAGUGGCUGGAAAUAUGAAAUCCAUAAAUGUAUAUUGAACAAUGCUGCCAAGCUCGUAGAGUUAUGUGUGGUGAAGUUAUCACAAGACUGGUUCCCUUUAUUGGAUUUGCUUUCAAUGAUAUUUCAUCCACAGUGCAAGUUUCAUACUUACAAUGGAACACGUACCUCGGAGACGGUCCCAGCUGGUGCAACAAUUGCGGAUGAUGCCCUUUUUGCCAGACCUCCUGAUCCUAGAACUCCAAGGGGUUGGCUGGUAGAUCUAGUGAAUAAAUUUGGCAGUUUAGAUGGCUUUCAGAUUCUGCUGGACAGAUUUGCCAACAGUUCAACAUUAUCAGUACCAGUUAUUGCUGCCCUUGUCAAGCCAUUUGGAUUGUGUGCUGAAGUUCUUACUCCUCAUACUGUACAGAAAUACUUUAUGCCAAUAGUGGAUAUUGUUCCAAAGUUUUUAGAUGGACUAACAGAUGAAGAGUUAAAGAAAGAAUCUAAGACAGAAGCCAAGAAUGAUGCACUAUCAUCUAUAAUCAAAGCAUUGAAACAGCUAGUCUAUCGUCUUCCUAAUCAGGAAGAUACAAUCAAAAGUUUAGAGAUUUUUAGACUUAAAAUGAUUCUCAGAUUAUUACAGAUAUCAUCAUUCAAUGGUAAGAUGAAUGCCCUGAAUGAGGUUAAUAAAGUGAUAGCCAAUGUGUCAUUUCACUCAAGUAGACAUUCACAGUCAGAGGAUGAUGAAUGGCUCACAGCUGAUAAAAUGGCUGAAUGGAUACAGGAGAAUGAUGUAUUAUCUAUUGUGUUGAGAGACAGUUUACACCAGCCGCAGUAUGUGGAGAAGUUGGAGAAGAUAUUACGAUUCAUGAUCAAAGAGAAAGCACUGUCGUUACAGAAUCUCGAUAAACUAUGGGAGGCUCAG
Molecule: messenger RNA, 1498 nt
Organism: Ruditapes philippinarum (Manila clam)
Lineage: Eukaryota; Metazoa; Mollusca; Bivalvia; Venerida; Veneridae
Product: probable ubiquitin carboxyl-terminal hydrolase FAF-X
Source: RefSeq, a predicted model, not a curated record